CCGUGUCGUGGCUCACUCGUGUGUUCAGUUUAGUUUGUGUUGCGGUGCUACCCAAAAAUAAUAACAAAAUAAAAACAAAACAAUAAAACAACAACAACAACAAGCACAACACAACAAUUAUAGAAGCGCAAUUGUUGCUAUUGGAAUUUAUGCAUGUGCUAUUAAGCGCAAAUAACGAAAACAACGAAAAUAAAUUGUGUAAAAAUUUGUGCAUUACGAUAACGCAAAAGUCUUAAAGACUUUUCGGUUUUGUGCUUGUGUGCAUGGAGUGGACAUGGUUCAAGGACUGGUGGCGUCUCAAAAAGUUGCGUUCGCGCCAUCAGCGACACAAAAAGAAACUCGAAGCAGCUGCUGCUGCUGCUGCUGCUGCAGCCAGCAGCAACAACGAUGCCACAAACGAGCAGCCAGAGCAGCAAAAUUCAUUGGCCAUCGGCAAGGAGGAGCGUCGCCAUAGUUUGGAUGCGCAUACGCCGAGUAGACGGCGAGGACGUGAUCGUCAAGUUCGCAAUCGGUUGAGACAACGACGCGCGCAAAGUGUCGAUGCCAAGGAACAAUUGGGGAGAAGAGUGUCAGGGGAGGAUCAAGAGCAGCAAGAGGAGGAGGAGGAUGAUGGCGAGUAUGGGCCAUUCAAUGUUAGCGAUUAUAUGGAUUAUGAUUAUCGCAAUGCCAACGGCGACGGCAACCGCGACGGCGACGACGAUGAGAGCGACGAUUUUUGCUUCUGUGACGAGUGUCUCAAUGGUGACACGGACUUUGGCGAUAGCAAUGACGGCAUGGAUUCGGAUACGAGCACAUCGUCCAGCAACAGCAAACAAGUCGUUGUUGGCAUCUGUGCGAUGGCCAAAAAGACACAAUCGAAGCCAAUGAAGGAGAUCCUCACACGACUUGGCGAAUUCGAAUUCAUCAAACUGGUGACAUUCGAGGAGAAUGUGAUAUUGCGUGAACCGGUUCAAAAUUGGCCCAUCUGCGAUUGUCUCGUCUCGUUCCACUCGAAGGGAUUCCCCUUGGAGAAGGCCAUCGAGUAUGCGCAGCUUCGCAAUCCGUUUGUGUUGAACAAUCUGCAUAUGCAGUACGAUAUUCAGGACAGAAGACGCGUCUAUGCCAUACUGGAGAAGGAGGGCAUUGAGAUACCUCGCUAUGCAGUCCUCGAUCGUGAUUCACCCGAUCCCAAGCAUCAUGAACUCAUCGAGUCGGAGGAUCAUGUGGAGGUCAAUGGCAUCACGUUCAAUAAGCCAUUUGUGGAGAAACCCGUUUCGGCCGAGGAUCACAAUAUCUACAUCUAUUAUCCAACAUCCGCCGGAGGCGGAAGUCAGCGUUUGUUCCGCAAAAUCGGUAGUCGGAGUAGCGUCUAUUCGCCGGAGUCGCGGGUACGCAAAACGGGCUCGUUCAUCUAUGAGGACUUUAUGCCCACCGAUGUAUACUUUUCAGGCACGGACGUCAAGGUCUACACCGUGGGACCCGAUUACGCACACGCCGAGGCUCGCAAGAGUCCCGCUCUGGAUGGCAAGGUGGAACGCGACAGCGAGGGCAAAGAGAUACGCUAUCCGGUCAUACUCAAUCACUCGGAGAAGCUGAUAUCGCGCAAAGUGUGCUUAGCAUUUAAGCAAACCGUUUGCGGCUUCGAUUUGCUGCGUGCCAAUGGCAAGAGUUAUGUCUGCGAUGUGAAUGGCUUCAGUUUUGUGAAGAACUCGAACAAGUAUUACGAUGAUUGCGCCAAGAUCUUGGGCAAUAUGAUACUCCGCGAAUUGACACCGACAUUGCACAUUCCGUGGUCGGUGCCAUUCCAGCUCGAUGAUCCGCCCAUUGUGCCAACCACCUUUGGCAAAAUGAUGGAGCUGCGUUGCGUUGUCGCCGUCAUCCGGCAUGGCGAUCGCACGCCCAAGCAGAAGAUGAAGGUUGAGGUGCGACAUCCCAAAUUCUUCGAAAUCUUUGAGAAAUACGAUGGCUACAAGCUCGGCCACGUGAAGCUGAAGCGACCAAAGCAACUGCAGGAGAUACUCGACAUAGCGCGUUUCCUGCUCAGCGAGAUCCAUACGAAGGCGCAUGCUGAGAUCGAGGAGAAGGAGAGCAAGCUGGAGCAGCUGAAGAAUGUGCUCGAGAUGUAUGGACACUUUUCGGGAAUCAAUCGCAAGGUGCAAAUGAAAUAUCAGCCAAAGGGGCGACCACGUGGCUCCAGCUCCGAUGAUGUUGAGACGCCAGCGGAGCCAUCGCUCGUCCUCAUCCUCAAGUGGGGCGGCGAAUUGACGCCGGCGGGUCGCAUCCAGGCCGAGGAACUGGGUCGCAUCUUUCGCUGCAUGUAUCCGGGCGGUCAAGGACGCUCCGAUUAUUCGGGCACCCAAGGCUUGGGACUGCUGCGUUUGCACUCGACGUUUCGACACGACCUUAAGAUUUAUGCGUCGGACGAGGGCCGAGUGCAAAUGACAGCCGCUGCCUUUGCCAAGGGUUUGCUCGCCUUGGAGGGCGAAUUGACCCCCAUUCUGGUGCAGAUGGUCAAGAGCGCCAACACGAAUGGACUGCUGGACAACGAUUGCGAUUCCAGCAAGUAUCAAAAUCUUGCCAAGGGUCGCCUGCAUGAACUGAUGCAGAACGAUCGCGAGUUUACGCCGGAGGAUCGCGAGCUGAUCAAUCCGUGCAAAAGCAAAUCGAUAACCCAGGCGCUGGACUUUGUGAAGAACCCGGUGGACUGUUGCCAUCAUGUGCAUCUGUUGAUACGCGAGCUGCUGCACAUAAUUAGCAUUAAAAAGGACGAUCCGAAGACCAAGGAUGCGAUAUUGUAUCACGGCGAGACAUGGGAUCUGAUGCGAUGCCGUUGGGAGAAGAUCGAAAAGGAUUUCAGCACAAAAUCAAAACUGUUCGAUAUCUCGAAGAUACCCGAUAUCUAUGAUUGCAUCAAAUACGAUCUGCAGCACAAUCAGCAUACGCUGCAAUACGAUCAGGCCGAGGAGCUCUAUAUCUAUGCGAAGAAUCUGGCCGAUAUUGUUAUACCCCAGGAGUACGGUCUAACGCCACAGGAGAAACUGGCCAUUGGCCAGGGCAUUUGUUCGCCGCUGUUGCGCAAAAUCAAAGGCGAUCUGCAGCGCAACAUCGAUGAGGUCGAGGAUGAGUUCAUGAAUCGCUUGAAUCCGCAUUACAGUCACGGCGUCGCCAGUCCGCAGCGUCAUGUGCGCACUCGUCUCUACUUCACCAGCGAAUCGCAUGUGCAUUCGCUGUUGACGGUGCUGCGCUAUGGGGGAUUGUUGAAUGUGGUCACCGAUGAGCAGUGGCGUCGGGCCAUGGACUACAUCUCGAUGGUGUCGGAGCUGAAUUAUAUGUCACAGAUUGUCAUAAUGCUGUACGAGGAUCCCACCAAGGAUCCCAGCUCCGAGGAGCGCUUCCAUGUCGAGCUCCACUUCAGUCCGGGCGUCAAUUGUUGUGUGCAAAAGAAUCUGCCACCGGGACCGGGCUUUCGGCCCCAUUCGCAUGGCGACAACUCGUGCAGCGUCAGCUUGCAGUCCAGCGACGAGACGAAUCCGUCGCGCAUCGAGGAGGAGAACGAUUAUGGGUCGAACGAUGAGCAGCAGAGCAAGAAACGCGCCUGCAAUCAACGGAAUUCGUCGGGCAACUCGUUUGGCUUCAAUCGCUUGGAGUUGCGCAGCAAACAGCUCAAAUCGAAACCAAUUCCAAUUGGUGCUCAUCACACGGUUAGUGGCCAUGAGGCAAUGGAUUUGGCCAAGCGCCUCAACGAGGAACUUGCCUCGCAGCAGCAACAGCAACUGCAACUGCAACAGAAUAACCAACAGCUGCAACAUCAUCAGCAUCAACAGCAACAUCAACAGCAGCAACAGUCAUCGCAAUUGCGUCCCAUCAGUCCGGAUAUGCGUUCUGUGAGUCCGGAUUGUGAGCCGCGUUCGCGGAGCUUUGAGCAGCGUGGAUCACCGUCGGCCAAUCGGGGCAAGGAGGCGGCGACGGCGGCCACAACCUUCGAUGAGAUAGCCAAUGCGCGUGUGGGCGUGGGCGUGGGCGUGGCAAGGGGCAAGAGGGGCGGCAUCGAUAGCAGCAGUCAACGCGCCUCGCUCCAAAUACGCGUCACCGAUCGCUUGUCCUUCUUCAAAAUCGAUUCGUCCACCAACGAGUUGCCACUGUCCGACAUUGAUUUCUCCCUCACCCCCGGCACACCCGGACAAUGUGCCACAGCAAGUGGCUCACCGUUGGCGCAAUGUGGCACGGCACGUUCAUCGACGGGUCACAAGCGUCACACGAUGUUGAGCAUGCGUCGCAUGAUCAGCGGUGAGGAGGGUGAAUUUGAGGGUUUGCCACCGUUGCAACAGUUGCAACAAAUCUCACCGAUGGCCACGAACGAGCGACCAUUGAGCUGCAAUUGCAGCAACAGUUUGUCCUUUCCGCUGGCCACUGCGCAUGCGCACUCCAAGAGUCUCAUGCAGCUGACGCCGCCGCCAGCGACAACAACAACAUCAACAACAACAGUUGAAGUUUCCUCUUCGGUCAAUCGCAGUUCAGCGAUUGCUGUGCGCAUGGCGAGCAGUUUCGAUGAUGAUUUUCAGCUGUCAAGCUCAGCGCCCGCGUUGCUGUUGAGCGGCGAGUUCGGUCAGCGUUCGACGUCGUUCAACAACAACAGCAACAGCAACCGGGAGCAACCACGCACGUUGCAACCACAAAAUAAGAGCAGCAACAGUGCGAACAAUUCGCCCACAGCGUCAACGCUGCGGCUGUGCAUGGACAUGGAGACGCGUCAGCUGGAGCGUGGACAGCAGCGCAAGGCGACAAGUCAUUCGUGUGGCCAGCUAUCGAUAGCGAUUGCCGGCACGUCAUCGUUAUCGGCGCCGGUGCAAUGCGAGAAUCCGUUUCGCUUUGGUUUCGCAUCAUCAUCAUCAGCAGCGACAGCAACUUGUGUGGCUGCAGCUGCAACUGUUGCUGCUGGCAACACAUUUGUCAGCUGUUUUGCUCCAAUAGCAGAACAUGUGCCAGCCACGCCCACGCCGGUAGCGACGCCCACAUUGGUGUACAACAUACCGACAGUGUUGAUAACAGCAACAGCCGCAACAGUGACGAGCAAUGCGGCAGCGAGUGCAGCAAUUGCAACUGAGACAACUGACACAACGGACAGCAACAGCACGGCAACAACAGCAGCAACAGCAACCACAACAACAACAAUUGUAGCUUUGUCUUCUAUCACAACAACAAUCACAACAACAGCAACAGCAAUGUCUCCUAAUCAACCUUGUACUAACCAAUUCAAACCAAUUGAUCCUUCCUCAAUUGACGCACAACAACAACCACAACACGAUAUCAUCGACAACAACAUUAUACAAACGAACAAUACGAAUACCAAAACAACAAACACUACUAUGAACAACAACAACAAUUACUACAACAACAACAUCACAACAACAACGACAACAACAACAACCACAACCCCGUCUUGUUGUUGUACCAAUACAAUCGCCACAGAUAGCAACGUUUCGGUGUCGGUAUCGGCAUCGGUAGUAUCAUCAUCGGCCAAUUCGUCCACAUCGUCGCGUCGCCAAAGACACAGUAUUGCCGGCCAGAUGUCCUAUAUGAAAAUGUUGGGUUUCGGUGGUUUUAGCAAAAAGAUGGCGACCAGCGCGAAUAGCCUUUUCAGCACAGCGGUCAUCAGCGGCAGCUCAUCGGCGCCCAAUCUACGCGACAUGAUACCGGUAUCAUCAUCCGGAUUCGGUGAUGUGCCGCCGAUACGACCACUGGAGACUCUGCACAACGCGCUGUCGCUGCGCAAGCUGGACAGCUUUCUGCAGGACAUGAUCCUUGCGCAGAUCUUUAAGACGCCGACGGGCUCACCGCCACGCGUCCACGAUGCCACUGGCGCCAAUGCAUCCUCAUCGCUGGCCACAACAACGAGCAACACACCAUCCGUCGACAACAUGACUGCUGUCUCCUCAAUGAUUGUGCGUCACGAUCAGCAUCAGCAUCAGCAGCAGCAUCAACAAGUUGCAGGUCCUCGUGCAGAGUUGCAAACGACAGGCGGCAGUGAGACGCAUGCCACACGUCGCAAGAUGGUCUCUGUGUGUGAGCAUGCCAUGGAAGAGAAUGUCCACGAAGUGAAACUGGAGGAUGAAGUGCAGAAGUUGCAACAGCAACAGCAACAGCAAUCGUCGAAGAAAGAGCGUAAGUUGCAAAAGCUUUGGCAAGUGCAACAGGAUUACGAUGAGGACAACGACGAUGAACCGCUCGAGAAUGCAGCUAAACUAAGCAGCCUUGCCGUCGACAUUGUCAUGAUCGAGGAGGCGGAUGUGGAUGAGCAGCGCACAGCGUUUGAGCCCAUGAAUCAGGAUACGUUGCAAACGGAUGCAUCUGCUGUGGCUCCCAAUGCCAACGCCAACAUCUUUCUCAGCGUCUGCGAUGAGCCAGAGCCCACAAGCAGCGCUUGCCUCACGCCCGUCAGCUGUGGCAUGGAUCUCGAUCUCGAUCUGAGCAUGGUGGCCAACAAGGGCUCCAUGACGCUGUCCGUGGAUGGCUUCGAUGACGAUGAGGAGGCGACUCUGUCGGCGGCAACGACGCCCUCGCUGCCACCGGAUGCAACGGAGCCGAAGCUGGAGAUGUGCUACUGCUGUCCGACGCACGCCGAACAACCACCGGAGGUGGCCAGCGAUGAUCCCAAAUACUGCUUUGCGCUGCCCGUGCACAUCACCCAAGCAUCGCCUGAGCACACACGGCCGAGUGUGCGACGCGCCCACGAUCCGAUCUCGCCACGGAUGCAAAAGCAGAUCAGCUUGUUCGAAUGCGGGGCAGGCGGUGGGGCAGAAGCGUUGCGUGCCUCAAUCAAUUUGCCAGCGGCAGCGCAGCAGCUGCGACAGGAUGCGCGUUUACGUAAAUUCGAGAAUCUCACGCAGUCGACGUCGAAUUCGAAUUUCCCCUUCGAGAGUAAUACACUGAAGCGUGUGCCGUUGGUCAGCACCAAGGAUGACUAUGCGAAUGUGUCGCACACACAGAGUUGCAUCAAUCUGAAGAGCAGCGGUGCUGGUUCCGGUUCCGGAUCACUAGGCUACGGUUCACCGCAGCAUCAACGCGAGAGCAACAAGGAUAAGGAUAAGGAUAAGGAUAAAGAACGUUUGCCCACAACGCUGGCAAACACACCGAACUACAAUCGUUUGCCCAAUGCUUUGUCCGUUUGCUGUUCGCUGGAUAUCGAUGCUGGCUGCAGCAGCACAUCAACUUCAACAGCAGGUGGAGGCGGAGGUGGAGGCGGAGGAGCUGCUCCCACACAAACUGUGUCAUCUGCUUCAUCUGCUUCACCUGCUGCACCGCAUCCUGGCGCACUCAUUGUGAAGGAGCGUUUCAUUGAGCCACCGAAGCGUGGCAUUGUGCGUGGCUAUCAUGGGAAAACGCAAUCGAUGGAUGCCGAUUUUCUGUUCAACGAGUUUCUAUUGCUGCCGGCCAUGGCGCCGCAGCUGGACGAUGAUCUCGAUGUGGAGCAGAUGGAACAAUCCACGGAUGCUGCGUUGCCAUCGCCCAAAUAAAUGUUGUUUAAUCUAUCCCUAAUAACACGUAUACGGUUACUAAACAAACUCAAUAUGUACAUUUCUUAUUGAAAUCUGUCUUAAGCUCAUCACUUGCAAACAAUUUCCUCGUUGUUGUUUUCUGAAAUAAAGAUCUCUAUUUUUCUGUCUUAUGCAAAAGU
This is a messenger RNA of Drosophila sulfurigaster albostrigata, 7654 nucleotides long. Its product is annotated as inositol hexakisphosphate and diphosphoinositol-pentakisphosphate kinase. Gene Ontology annotation, molecular function: diphosphoinositol pentakisphosphate kinase activity; 5-diphosphoinositol pentakisphosphate 1-kinase activity; inositol hexakisphosphate kinase activity. The record is from RefSeq and is a predicted model, not a curated record. Gene Ontology annotation, biological process: inositol metabolic process; inositol phosphate biosynthetic process. Gene Ontology annotation, cellular component: cytosol. NCBI's taxonomy places the organism in Eukaryota, Metazoa, Arthropoda, Insecta, Diptera, Drosophilidae.